Messenger RNA from Papilio polytes (common Mormon), 917 nucleotides. RefSeq names its product pancreatic triacylglycerol lipase-like. The transcript has 4 exons. The record is from RefSeq and is a predicted model, not a curated record. NCBI's taxonomy places the organism in Eukaryota, Metazoa, Arthropoda, Insecta, Lepidoptera, Papilionidae. Bases 33 to 917 code for a protein of 294 amino acids. Gene Ontology annotation, biological process: lipid metabolic process. Gene Ontology annotation, molecular function: lipase activity.
AUUAUAUAGAAGGAGUCAGUCGGUACAUUUGGAUGCCUGACGGUGAAGACAUACCCCACCUCGUGGAUUUGCAAGAGGAACCCGAUGUGGAGCUUUUAACGGCUAGAGACAGCAAUCACAAUCAAUACUGGCUUUAUACCAGAUCUAACCCUGAUACUGCACAAAUAAUAACAUACGAAGAGAAAGAGUCAAUAACAAAUUCAAGUUACAAUGGUAAAAAGCCUAUAAAAGUUAUAGUACACGGUUGGAAUAAUGAUGGUAAUGCUAAUGUAAAUAGAAUGGUAAAAACCGCCAUACUAGAUACACUAGAUGCUAACGUUAUCGUGGUGGACUGGAAACGAUUAGCCAGUUCUAAUUACGUAUCCGCGUCUAAUGGUAUCCCAGCUGUGGGCGAUCAUCUUGGUCACUUUCUGACAUGGCUGAUUGAUACCGCGGGUGGAGACUGGAACGAGGUACAUCUGAUCGGUUUCAGUUUAGGUGCCCACGCUGUUGGUAUAGCCGGUCGUACCACUAAAAGAAAACCGGCAAGAGUAACAGCACUAGACCCCGCAGGUCCUCUAUGGGUGGGCAAUCCACAUGCAUUAAACACCAGUUCUGCACAUUACGUGGAAGCUAUUCACACGGACGGUGGUUUCCUGGGCAUGUCCGAGGCGUUGGCUCAUGCUGACUUCUUCCCAAACAGCGGCAAGCAUCCGCAGCCGGGAUGUUGGAUCAGCACGUGCUCGCACAGUCGCUCCUACAGACUCUUCGCCUCCAGUAUAUACACAGACCAUUUCGUAGCGAAACGCUGCAAUGAUACAACUGAAGCGCAUAACAACCAAUGCAAUGGUAGCGAAUUUAAUAUGGGCAACUGCGAUAUAAACAAACGAGGAUCUGGUAUUUACGGCUUAAGUACAGAACGAAAAUGGCCCUUCUGA